Aspergillus versicolor CBS 583.65 is the source of this 441-nucleotide messenger RNA. RefSeq lists its product as uncharacterized. The transcript has a single exon. The record is from RefSeq and is a predicted model, not a curated record. The coding region runs from base 1 to 441 and encodes 146 amino acids. Lineage: Eukaryota; Fungi; Ascomycota; Eurotiomycetes; Eurotiales; Aspergillaceae.
AUGACUCUCACCGCAGAUGACUACAAAAUCUACAUCGGCAUCGUGGACAAGAGUUAUCACCGUGACCCAGCGGAGUAUGUCAUAUCCCUGCAUAAACUAGACCGCACAGUAUGCCACUUAUUCUUCGCACCGGUAUCCCGCCACAAUCCAUCCGGACCCAGGGUGAAGGCUGCAGAAACAUGGAACCGCAAAGAGGCAAACCACAGACACUGCGAUAACCUACGGGAUAAGAAGUUUGUUGGAUACCUCAAGCAUAGGAAUUUGCGUCUGUUUUGUAGGUGUUUCGAGUCUGUCCAGUCCUCUGAAAGCCAGUUUACCAUGUUUCGCUUCCUGUGGAGAUGUGUGGAUGAGGGCAUCCUGGGGGAAGAGGAGGUUUGGAAUGUUAUGCCGAACUUUGAGUUUGGGCCUGAGAGUCGGCGGUAUAUUGACUGUGGUAGGUAG